AUGAAUCAAUCAGAGCCCCUCGAUUUAUCAACGAAAAAGUCAAAUCUGAAAAUCGUCGAUUUCAAAUUCUUAUGCGGUCUCAACGACCACUUGAUAAAGUUGUACGAAAGUACGAAUAAAUUGGAUAAGGCAGUGUGCAUGAAACCUAAGAGUGUGCUGCCUUGUGAAGUGUGCUUCAAGACGUUUGAUAGACCUUCGCUGCUGAAGAGGCAUAUGCGUACUCAUACGGAUUUGGGUGUAAAUAGAAUUAAAAUACGAUUAAUUUAUGUAUUUAUUUCAGGAGAGAAGCCCCACGUGUGCAACAUUUGCGGCAAAGGUUUCAGCACAUCCAGCUCUCUUAACACUCACAGAAGAAUUCACACCGGUGAAAAGCCACAUAAGUGUCCGGAAUGCGGUAAAUGCUUCACAGCGAGUUCCAAUCUUUACUACCAUCGAAUGACACACACAAAGAACAAGCCCCACAAAUGCAUAUGGUGUCCCCGUUCGUUCCCCACGCCGGGAGAGCUGCGAGCACAUUUGCAGUCCCAUAGCGGGGUCAAAAGUGUAGCGCAGUGGCCCUUUGCGAAGUUACAGGACUUUCGAACGGGUUAUAAGAAAUAA
Colias croceus (clouded yellow) is the source of this 600-nucleotide messenger RNA. Its product is annotated as zinc finger protein 250-like. Bases 1 to 600 code for a protein of 199 amino acids. Gene Ontology annotation, cellular component: nucleus. The record is from RefSeq and is a predicted model, not a curated record. The transcript is spliced from 4 exons. Lineage: Eukaryota; Metazoa; Arthropoda; Insecta; Lepidoptera; Pieridae.